CUUACAAUCAUUUAGACCUUCUUUCGCCCACCUUUUGGUUCUACAUCUCAUAGAUUGAUUUGCGUUUAUAAUUGCUGAAGUCACUGUUUGGAUUUGGACCAACACAACAACCAUUGAAUUAUUAGUAAUUUGUUAUAAUCGUUUAUUGAUUCAUUGAUUGAGGUUUCGCAAAUAGUUUCUCUAUGUUAGUUUAAAAUUCUUCAUGACCCUUAUGCGUCGAAUUCGCAUUAUGCACUCUUUCUCUGUUGUCUUCCUGUACUGGUUCUAUGUGUUUUCAUGAAUUAGCUCACCUCAACCCUUGAACAUUCUUCCUGUUUGAUUUUAGAAGUUAAAAGUACCAAAUUCUAAACCGAAUAAGAAAACAGUAGUUACCUUCCCCCUUCUUUGAAUUCCUUUCCAUUGAACAAACGACACAAAGACAUGGCUUUGACUCAGCAACCAGCUAGUUCGGGUUCUGAUGGCCAGCGAUAUGCUACUAAUGAUGAGAGAAAACGAAAGAGAAUGGAGUCUAACCGUGAAUCUGCAAAACGGUCACGGAUGAGAAAGCAGCUGCAUUUGGAGGAGUUGAUGAGCCAAUUGACGCAGAUGCAGAAUCAGAGCGCUGUUUGGCAUGAGAGGAUUGAUUCUGUUGGAAGAAACUACCACACCAUUGAUGCGGAGAACAAUGUCUUGAGGGCUCAAAUGGCUGAACUGACUGAACGUUUGGAUUCGCUGAAUUCCCUUACUCGUUUCUGGGCUGAUGCUAAUGGACUUGCUGUGGACAUCCCUGAAAUUCCAGACACUUUGCUUGAGCCCUGGCAGCUGCCUUACCCAAUUCAACCCAUUACUGCCUCUGCUGAUAUGUUGCAGUUUUGAGCAAGCUCUUUGCAUUUCUGAACUACCAUGAUCUUAGCUUGGGUUCUUGCUUAACUGGGCGUUCCUGGUAUCCUCUUGGAUUCGAUUACAUAAACAGUUGCAGCGGAUGAGAACCUUGUUACUGGUUGCUUAAGUUUACCUUUAUGCAAUCACUACAUUUUGUUUGUUUGUAAUGUGAGUCGAUAGCUUUUCUUUGUGCUAGCUUUGUGUCUGUGUAUGGCUAUAGAUUCUCUCUUCAAUGUUUAGCUUUGGUGGAUUAGCAGUGUUUCUAGUACUUUGUUAAUGAUCUUUAGUCUCUGGUUUUAUUAAUAAAUCUUAAGUUUUGUGAA
Solanum dulcamara is the source of this 1184-nucleotide messenger RNA. Its product is annotated as bZIP transcription factor 53-like. The record is from RefSeq and is a predicted model, not a curated record. The coding region runs from base 421 to 855 and encodes 144 amino acids. Gene Ontology annotation, biological process: positive regulation of DNA-templated transcription. Gene Ontology annotation, molecular function: DNA-binding transcription factor activity; transcription cis-regulatory region binding. The transcript has 2 exons. Gene Ontology annotation, cellular component: nucleus. Lineage: Eukaryota; Viridiplantae; Streptophyta; Magnoliopsida; Solanales; Solanaceae.